This is a messenger RNA of Gryllus bimaculatus (two-spotted cricket), 180 nucleotides long. NCBI's taxonomy places the organism in Eukaryota, Metazoa, Arthropoda, Insecta, Orthoptera, Gryllidae. The record is from the annotation of a GenBank genome assembly.
AACAGGGAUUUCCAGUGUUUUCCACAGUCAUUCUUGCAAAUCAUGUUGUUGUGAGAGAUUGCAAGGAAAUAGUGCAGUCUUUAACUGAUGAAGAUAUUGCUAGUAUAACCAAGCUUUCAAAAGAUCAUCGUAUUGGUGAAAGAAUUGUUGCUAGUAUAGCACCAUCCAUUUAUGGGCACG